This is a messenger RNA of Gryllus bimaculatus (two-spotted cricket), 717 nucleotides long. The record is from the annotation of a GenBank genome assembly. Lineage: Eukaryota; Metazoa; Arthropoda; Insecta; Orthoptera; Gryllidae.
GCAACAGUCUUGGCAGCUGUAGAUCUACCUCGCCCGUGGAGUAUCACAGCUCAAGUGCAGGCUGCGCUCAUCCCAGUAGUGACGGCACUCAACAACACUUCACGUGGAUAUGUCCAUGUCGUGUCUAUCGAAGCUGAGGAUAUGGAUCCUUGGCUGAUCAGUCGCUACUUCAUGAACGUACCAGGAACAAAUCCCCUUGGAAUUUUCAUCAUUGUGUACACGAGCACCCGCGGUUUGACUAUGGGUGCGCAGCAGGAAGUGUUUAAAGCGUUCUUUCAAGUGCUUGGUACCACCAGGGUGAUUCAACUAAUUCCGGAUGCACACAUUCCGUAUGUGACUCUCUUGGACUUGGACACGUUUCACAUGGUGAAGAACAAAUGGCGCAACGGAUACCUGUAUCUGCCAGAAUUCUGUGAGGGACAAUUUGACGAACACACCAGAAAUGUACCUCUGCUCAGUCGUAGUCAGCAGCUGAAGGGUUUCCGAUUCGAAUUCGUUCUUCGCGAACAAAAUGUGUGGAUGGAUAAAAGAGGCAAUACACGUGCGGGAGGCCGUGAUUUUAUGUUUGCCAAGAUGCUAACAGAGUUUGGAAUGCAAUGGAAAAUCCCAGAAAACAGUUCGUUAAUUCAAAAAUUUCGAGAGGGAAACGUGGAGCUUGGAUUGCCCGUUCACACUGUUGCAACAUAUUGGAAAUACUCGUUUCUGCGUUCAACUGAA